Sphenostylis stenocarpa is the source of this 240-nucleotide messenger RNA. NCBI's taxonomy places the organism in Eukaryota, Viridiplantae, Streptophyta, Magnoliopsida, Fabales, Fabaceae. The record is from the annotation of a GenBank genome assembly.
AUGGAUGGGGAAGAAGUUUGGGAUGGAGAAGAAAAUGAAGAACAAGUUAGGGAAGGAGAAGAAGUUAAGGAUGGAGAAAUAGUUUGGGAUGGGGAAGAAGUGAAGGAAGGAGAAGAAGCUAAGGAAGAAGAAGAAGUUUUGGAUGAAGAAGAAAUUAAGGGUAAAGAAGAAAGUAUGGAUGGGGAAGAAGUUUGGGAUGGAGAAGAAGUUAAGGAAGGAGAAAUGAUUAUGGAUGGAUAA